GGCUAAAUUGCUCAGCAUCAAAUUUGUAAAAGCUUGAAGAAUAAUAAAAAUUAAUAUUUUCAUAAUGAAAUUUGGCGGUAUCUAUGUGCCAGCACCACUAAGGUCUUGGGCGGCUGUAAUAUCUUCCAGUUUAGCGAUUACUUUGUGUUCCUUAGCUCUUCUGUAUCAGGAUGAAAUAGAGAAAGUGUUGUUGCAGUCUGCCGAAGAUAAACCUUUGCAAACUGCCUUUAUGUUUAAACUCUUCAUUGCAGCAUGUUGCUUAUGCAUUUUCAUGUCGUCUUGUCAUCUACUUGUGGCCGUUUGUUUCAUAAUGGGGCUCUAUAGGUGUUUUCAACCCCUACCAAAGAAAAAAUGCUUCGUCUGCCAGAGCAAACCCAAGGCAACUGUGGAGACUAAAAGCUCAGCAGCUCUUUUGAAAAGCAGUGCUGCUCCAGCAGCGCCAGCACCAGCACCAGCUCCAGUACCGACACAAACCGUUUAAAUAUAUUAAAUGGAAGCUUCCAGGCAAUAUGCAAGCUAAAAUUCCAAACUAAUACUGCUAAUCUCUACAUAUUAGCCAAUCAUAGAAAAUUAACAUAAAAAAUAAAAGUUUUAAAUAUACGAUAUUUGUCAAUGAAAAACGAUAAAGAGACUAAGAAGAAAUAUAAAACUCAGGUUAAACGAAACUAGUAAACGUUUCAAAUAAACUAGUAAGGAAGUAAUCGUAGUUGUUAAAAAACUCUGUACU
This is a messenger RNA of Ceratitis capitata (Mediterranean fruit fly), 727 nucleotides long. RefSeq lists its product as uncharacterized. The transcript is spliced from 3 exons. The coding region runs from base 65 to 481 and encodes 138 amino acids. Lineage: Eukaryota; Metazoa; Arthropoda; Insecta; Diptera; Tephritidae. The record is from RefSeq and is a predicted model, not a curated record.